GAGCUACGUGCUGCAGCAGUGGCACCCGUCCUUGUCAUUACUGCUCUUGCUCUUCUGUUUAUCAUUGCGAGAUGGGCUACUAGGGUCUAUAUCCUUCAUCAUGUCGGCCCUGAAGAUUUCAUCCUAACCGCGUCUAUGCUGGUGAGCAUCGGGAUGACUGCAGUCAUCACUGCUCGAACGAAGAAGUCAAGUUCGGCGUCGCUGAUAUCGAGCAUGCAAUCCGUCCCAUCACUGCAAAGGUACCUGCUCAUCAGUUCCAACAUUCUCUACCAUGCUACUGUCAACCUGACCAAGACCUCUAUCGUGACCCAGUACUGCCGUAUCUUUUGGGGCUGCCCGAUUGUCCAAGGUUGGUGUUACGCACUCUAUGGUCUCCUGACCCUCGCAGCCCUAUGGGGAAUUGCAGGUGGUGGAACUGUGUGUGUUCCCAUUGCAAAGUACUGGUCCAUGGACAUUGAAGGCACGUGCAUGUCGUUCAAUGUGUACUGGCUCACCUCCGCGGGCGUGAACCUACUCGCUGACCUCAUCAUCUGGAUUCUCCCCAUGCCGGUUGUGAAGCAGUUGCAGUUGCCGAAGAGGCAGAUGAACACCGUCCUAGUGAUCUUCGGCCUUGGCGGAACCGUCUGUGUUGUCGCGACACUCAGGCUCACGCUCGUUCAAGCUUUUUCAGGCCGGAAGGAAGGAACCAAUGCUGGCGUCGCUGCUGUUGUCUGGUCUGCCGUAGAGGCAAAUGUUGGUAUCAUAUGCGCAAGCCUGAUCUCCCUGAAGCCACUUGUGCAGCGGUUCUUCCCGCGCCUGUUGUUGAAGCGCCCUAGGGUUGCC
Molecule: messenger RNA, 822 nt
Organism: Eremomyces bilateralis CBS 781.70
Lineage: Eukaryota; Fungi; Ascomycota; Dothideomycetes; Eremomycetales; Eremomycetaceae
Exons: 5
Source: RefSeq, a predicted model, not a curated record